CCAGCGUUGUAGCCGUUGAAGCUCAUCAGUGAACUUUACUUUCAUCCAUUGUAAUUGAUUUCUCCAGUUGUUUUCUGAGUCUCCUCAUUGAGAAAGGAUCUACCUUUUUCUCGAUUUUAUUCUCUCCGCUGAGAAUUGUCUAGGGUUCUUCUGUCUUCUUUGCUAUUUCUCUCGUAUCUGGAUUUUAGGGAUUCAAAGUAUUUUCAUUAGGUUACGAUUAUUCUCCUUUAUGGGUCCUCCUCUGCUUCCGAAACAUGUAACUGCAGUUAUAAAAUGUCAGAAGGAUCCUAUGAAAGCUCUAGAAAUGUUCAAUUCGAUGAGAAAAGAGGUUGGUUUCAAGCAUACUUUAUCUACUUACCGCAGUGUCAUCGAAAAGCUUGGAUAUUAUGGAAAAUUCGAAGCCAUGGAAGAGGUUUUAGUGGAUAUGCGGGAGAAUGUUGGUAACCAUAUGCUUGAAGGGGUUUAUGUUGGGGCAAUGAAGAAUUAUGGUAGGAAAGGGAAAGUUCAAGAAGCUGUUAAUGUGUUUGAAAGGAUGGAUUUUUAUGAUUGUGAGCCUACGGUUUUCUCUUAUAAUGCUAUUAUGAGUGUAUUGGUUGAUAGUGGUUACUUUGAUCAAGCUCACAAGGUGUAUAUGAGGAUGCGGGAUAGAGGUAUUACGCCUGAUGUUUACUCGUUUACGAUUAGGAUGAAGUCGUUUUGUAAGACCAGUCGGCCUCACGCUGCUUUGAGGCUUCUUAAUAAUAUGUCUUCUCAAGGCUGUGAGAUGAAUGUGGUUGCUUAUUGUACUGUGGUUGGUGGGUUUUAUGAGGAGAAUUUUAAGGCUGAGGGAUAUGAGUUGUUUGGGAAGAUGCUUGCAUCGGGUGUUUCGCUUUGUCUUAGUACGUUCAACAAGCUUCUACGUGUUCUUUGCAAGAAAGGAGAUGUUAAGGAGUGUGAAAAACUACUUGAUAAGGUUAUCAAAAGAGGUGUUUUACCGAAUCUGUUUACUUAUAAUUUAUUCAUUCAAGGGCUUUGUCAGAGAGGUGAGCUUGAUGGUGCGGUUCGUAUGGUAGGUUGUCUCAUAGAACAGGGACCCAAACCUGAUGUCAUCACGUAUAACAAUCUUAUAUAUGGCUUAUGUAAGAAUUCCAAGUUUCAGGAGGCAGAGGUUUACUUGGGGAAAAUGGUGAAUGAAGGGCUUGAGCCUGAUAGUUAUACCUAUAACACACUAAUAGCUGGAUAUUGCAAAGGUGGGAUGGUACAACUUGCAGAAAGGAUUGUAGGUGAUGCUGUUUUCAAUGGAUUUGUGCCUGAUCAGUUCACAUAUCGCUCCUUAAUUGACGGGUUGUGUCAUGAAGGUGAAACAAACCGUGCUUUAGCUUUAUUUAAUGAGGCCUUAGGGAAAGGGAUAAAGCCUAACGUUAUUCUUUACAACACACUGAUCAAGGGAUUGUCUAACCAGGGUAUGAUUCUAGAGGCUGCUCAGUUGGCGAAUGAAAUGUCUGAAAAGGGUUUGAUUCCUGAGGUACAGACUUUUAACAUACUCGUAAAUGGACUAUGCAAGAUGGGAUGUGUUUCUGAUGCUGAUGGUCUUGUUAAAGUCAUGAUCUCCAAAGGGUACUUUCCUGACAUAUUUACUUUCAACAUUUUGAUUCAUGGUUAUUCUACACAGUUGAAAAUGGAAAACGCACUUGAGAUAUUAGAUGUUAUGUUGGACAACGGUGUUGAUCCUGACGUGUACACUUACAACUCUUUGUUAAAUGGUCUCUGCAAAACUUCAAAGUUUGAAGAUGUGAUGGAAACAUAUAAAACUAUGGUGGAGAAAGGUUGUGCCCCUAACUUAUUCACGUUUAAUAUACUUCUGGAGAGUCUAUGUAGAUACCGCAAACUAGAUGAAGCCUUGGGGUUAUUGGAGGAAAUGAAAAACAAGAGUGUGAAUCCAGAUGCGGUUACAUUUGGAACGUUGAUUGACGGGUUCUGCAAAAACGGAGACUUGGAUGGAGCAUACACGCUGUUCCGGAAAAUGGAAGAGGCUUAUAAGGUUUCAAGUUCAACGCCAACAUAUAAUAUCAUCAUUCAUGCUUUCACUGAGAAGCUAAAUGUUACUAUGGCGGAAAAGCUUUUCCAAGAGAUGGUUGAUCGUUGUCUUGGUCCUGAUGGAUACACAUACCGGCUUAUGGUUGAUGGUUUUUGCAAAACGGGAAAUGUCAAUUUGGGGUACAAGUUUCUACUGGAGAUGAUGGAAAAUGGGUUUAUUCCAUCUCUCACAACGCUUGGACGUGUAAUAAACUGUCUUUGUGUGGAGGAUAGAGUUUAUGAGGCUGCCGGUAUUAUCCAUCGGAUGGUCCAGAAAGGACUGGUCCCUGAAGCUGUGAACACCAUUUGUGAUGUUGACAAAAAGGAGGUGGCUGCUCCUAAGCUUGUCUUGGAGGAUUUGUUGAAGAAGAGCUGUAUCACGUAUUAUGCUUACGAACUUCUUUUUGAUGGCCUUAGAGAUAAGAGGCUACGCAAGAAAAAGGGUUUCACAGUGGUAGCCAUAUGAAUCUGAUGCAGUGGCGUUGCUUAAAGAACUGAUUGAGUUUGUUUGAUUUGAGAAGAUAGAACUCAGCCAAUGCUCUGAGCCCCAUGGAUUGAACUUAGAUUUAAAUUGUGGGUGACAAGUCUAUGUUCAGUGAAAUUUCAUCCAAGACACAAAAAGGUUGGAGUUGCUCUGAUCUUUAACCAUGAUCUAUUGAACCUUAUAUCCGGAACUAUAGUCAAUAACGUCUCCUGGAUAGUUAGAGAAAGAAGUUUUGCUGAUUUGAUCCCAUUUCCUCUUUUAUUUAUGGUACUGCUACAUGAUAGAGUUAAAUGUUAACCACAGGUCCACAGGCAAGGGUCAUGCUGCAUAUGCAUGAUCUAAGUCCUUCUCAACUUCGCCUUCGAUGAGAAUUUUUCGGCAGCAGUGCGGAAAGAAGCCAUAGUUGAGGAACACCUGACAACUGUGGCUGCAUAAGGUACGUGGAGCUUUCUGAACAUUGUGGCCUUUUUGUUAUAUGUGGUUGGUUAGUUGCAGUCACUGAGAAGUAUAUAGAUCUUACAAUGAUCGAGUCACUUUUUUUAUUAGAACUGUUUAUCAUUGCAAGUUCCCAUAAUUUUUCUGACAAAAUAUAACAACAAAGCGUAUCAACUAUAGAGCAUGGA
Messenger RNA from Arabidopsis thaliana (thale cress), 3162 nucleotides. Its product is annotated as Pentatricopeptide repeat (PPR) superfamily protein. The record is from RefSeq and is marked reviewed. The transcript has a single exon. NCBI's taxonomy places the organism in Eukaryota, Viridiplantae, Streptophyta, Magnoliopsida, Brassicales, Brassicaceae. The coding region runs from base 230 to 2521 and encodes 763 amino acids.